CUGCAAAUAAAUGUACUGUAUCUCAUGUGCAGAUUGAGAAGUUCGGGCUUUCUUGUUCUGAUAGAGAAAUGAGCAACAUGGAGCUGGUUAAAAAAAUAGCGGGUGCUUGGAAGGAGUUACCAGCGUCACAGAAGCAGGUUUAUGAGGAAGCUAGAAAGACAGACUGGCAAAGAUACGAAGAGCAGUUGGCUGCAUAUAAAGCACAGCUAAGUCCAGCCCAGGCUGUGGCUUUGAAAGAAGAGAGGAGAAGACGACUGGCAAAAAGAAGAUCAUUCAGGGCAAAAAGAGAAUUGACUGUGCUUGGAAAACCUAAAAGACCUCGUAGCGGCUUUAACAUUUUUGUGUCAGAAAACUUUCAAGAAAGCGAGGGAAUUUCACCUGUGGCAAAGCUGAAGCAGUUAUUUGAUACAUGGCGAAAACUGUCCAAUUCUCAAAAGCAGCCAUACCUGCAGCUUGCUGAAGAUGAUAAGGUCCGGUACGAGAAUGAAAUGAAGUCGUGGGAAGCAAAAAUGGCUGAACUCGGACGUGAAGACCUGAUACGUUCCAGAACGCAAAUGCUGAAAAAGAAAACUGCCAAAACUGCAAAGAAAGUUGAAACACCCAAAGCUUCCUCACGUGAAAAGAAGGCAAAAUCAAAGCUGAAAAAAUCAGAAGAAUAAAGCGGUGAAGUAUUUUAUAUUUUAAUGCCCUUUGGUUGUCAUGUCUUUAUCCUGCUGUGUUAAUGCUGCAGUCAGCAUUAGCACCGAAAUUUGGGAAGCCUGUAAAGGGCCCCGCUGGAGAAGUAGAAAAGGUGAUCGGGUGAGAGAGGAUUCGGUGUCUCGGAACUGACCGAAAUAAUCAUUGCAGGUGUAGCCUGAACUGAACAACAACAACAACGGGUUAAUCAAGCUGUGAAUAGUCAUACUGACAUCAGCAGAGCUCUCCAAUAAUGGUAGAUAACAGCUUUUAUAAGAUAUUUUUUUAUGAAAGCAAGAAUAUUCUACAGUGUCGCCAUCUAAAUUCUGUAAGUAAGAGCUGAGAUCGGAGUUAAUACUGCUGUGUUUUAUUCCCUCCAUGGUAUCAGUGGUGAAGAGAAAUGUGCAACGUUUCAGCAGAAGGCACAAGAAAUGUACAAUACUAACUUUUAUUUUAUGCAUCUGUCUUUUUGUAUGUAUCAAUCUGUGUACACCACUUACAUUGCGUUUAAUUAAAGACCGAGUUUUCUAUAAACGUAUCUUUAUUGGCUUUUUAUUCCAUGGCUUUGUUUGGAUACGUGUACUUUUUUGCCUUCCCCUCGUCACGUUUCGGACAGCCUGGAAGGAAGAGAAAAAUGUGCAAACUGUUAGAACUUUGGGGUUUGAUGUAAUAAAUAGGUCUGUGUGUCUUAAUUAAAGUCAAAAACAUGCAAACCGUUAGAACUUUGGCGUUUGCUGUAAUAAAUACGGGUAUUUUGAGGAGCAGCUUGGGUUUUUUUCCCCUAGGGCCCGCGUGUCUUAAUAAAAGUCGAAAAGA
This is a messenger RNA of Egretta garzetta (little egret), 1491 nucleotides long. RefSeq names its product transcription factor A, mitochondrial (gene TFAM). Lineage: Eukaryota; Metazoa; Chordata; Aves; Pelecaniformes; Ardeidae. Gene Ontology annotation, molecular function: transcription cis-regulatory region binding. The transcript has 6 exons. The record is from RefSeq and is a predicted model, not a curated record. The coding region runs from base 69 to 659 and encodes 196 amino acids.